Paramecium sonneborni is the source of this 357-nucleotide messenger RNA. Lineage: Eukaryota; Ciliophora; Oligohymenophorea; Peniculida; Parameciidae. The record is from the annotation of a GenBank genome assembly.
AUGGAAUUCCUUUCUUAAGAAUUUCAAAUAACUUAAAAAUACAUAUUUGAAUUGCAAGCCAAAAUUUCUUAAUAAAUUAGAAAAUCAAAUAUUAGAAAUAGAUUGUCAAAAAUUAGAUAUGAUCACAGAAGAUAAAUUAUAAUAUUAUUUUUGUAAUUAAAAAUUGAAAGUGGAUUGAAAAAUGUAAUUUUUUAAUCUUAUUAUUUAAAGUUCCGUAUCGAAGAUGUUUAUGACAUUGUUAUUAUGAAUUAGAAAAAUUUGUUGAAAAUUAAUAAGAACUAGAUGAUCAAAAAUUUUAUGUCAGAAUAAGGUUGUAACUAAAUAUAUGUAUAACCAUAAAAAGAGUGUUUGAUAUGA